CGCGAAACCCCUCUCCAAAAAACGGCCACAGAAACGAAAGACUGAAGAGGCCCCUGCAGCGAAACCGUCCUUCACAGGCCUCGGCCUCUCCAUGCCCAUCAUCCUCACCCUCAAAGCCACCUUUCCCAACGUCCGUGAGGCGACGGAAGCGCAGAGGCGUUUCAUACCUGCUAUUGUCCAGGGACGGCAGGAUGUUUUGUUGAAAGGUCAGACUGGGAGCGGAAAGUCUUUCGGAAUCAUGCUGGCUCUAAUGAGUAAACCACUCCCGGACAACUUCCUCAUCCAGAAACUCUCCAGAAAGCCCAUCACCUCCCUCCUCCUCGUCCCACAUGCAGACUUGGCGCACCAAUACCUCCACUGGAUCUCACGCAUGGUGCGCGCAGCCGACCCUUCCCGCUCCAUCGACUCCAUCGCCCAAGUCAUCGUCCGUGGCGACUCUUCCCCAGACCUAGUAGCCACCCAAAUCGUGAAACUGCGCUCCGAGCCCCCUUUCAUCCUCAUCGGGACCCCACAGGCCAUCCACGACGUAGCUCAAAAAGAUCCCGGCGCACUCGGGAUCCAAUACCUCUCCACCGUCGUCGUAGACGAAGCAGAUUUCCUCAUCCCGUCCGUGCCAUCGCAUACGCCGGAGAAGAAACGCGAGCAGUUGAGGAGGAGGAUCGAGAUGCAUCCGACGCUUACGAAACAGUUGCUUGAUGUGGUUUAUAGGUCGAGGAUCAGGUCGGACGAUGGCGAGGAGACCGGGAGUGCGCUUAGGCCGUUGCCUCAGUUGGUGAUGUGUAGUGCGACGCUUAAUACGGGUCUUAGGGCGUAUAUUGCGCAGAACCGGUGGAUGAAGCAAGGUGUCAAUGAUGUCGUCAAGAUUUCGGACGGUCAAGAGGAUGCUUCGAGACGGUCUCAGUCAGAGGAGGAGGAGGAGGAGGAAGAGGACGAGCGGACGGCGCGGGCAUAUUUGGGGCCGAAUAUCAGUCAUAGUGUGCUCGUCGUUUCUGAGGACGGCCAGGUGAAGAACAUCGCGGGUGCGGUGGACGAGUCCGAGCCUGCCGAGGAGCAAGAGCAGGACCGUCAUGAUAUCGAUAUUGAGGCUGUAGCUCAACAUACUCACGAACCUACAAGUCCCGAAACGGACACCGCAUCUGAAUCACUCGAGAAGCUGCCGGACGACGUGGUUCUGAGGUAUGAGAUGACGCCGAGCCCGUACCACGCGCCCUCGAUGGAGACAUUGGCCGAGAUCUUCGCGGUCAACGUGCCCCGCGUGGCCCUCCUUGUGCUCUCCGCGUCCUCGUCCAUCCCCCGUGCGGUGUACGACCUCCAAGCUUUAGGCGUGAACGCACGCGCACUGGACCUCCUAUCCCCACACGGACGGGACCAUCUCCUCCGUGCGCAGGACUCAAAUGACCCAUCCUCACCAGCAGCAGGGUACGACGCAGAACCGACUCUGCUGGUGUCGAACCUGGCGGUCAUCAGGGGCUUGGACCUCCCUGAGCUCUCGCACGUCUUUUUACUGGGCGUUCCUGAGGCGGCACGGAAGGGGGACAGUUAUCUGCAUAUUGCGGGGCGGGUGGGGCGGUUUGGAAGGAGAGGGCGAGUGGUUACGAUUUUGAGGGCUGAACCGUAUGAGGAGGGUGGGCGGAGGAUGAGCGAGACGAGGGAGAUGAGGAAGUUGUUGCAGCAGAUUCGGGUCGUGCCCGUGAAGUACGACUAUGUCGAGCAAAAGUAGAGUAGAGUACAUACGAUACGAGAUACAUAAUUAUAUUUUGGUGUAAGGAAC
Stereum hirsutum FP-91666 SS1 is the source of this 1771-nucleotide messenger RNA. RefSeq names its product P-loop containing nucleoside triphosphate hydrolase protein. The transcript has 3 exons. Gene Ontology annotation, molecular function: RNA binding; ATP binding; RNA helicase activity. The record is from RefSeq and is a predicted model, not a curated record. The coding region runs from base 92 to 1720 and encodes 542 amino acids. Lineage: Eukaryota; Fungi; Basidiomycota; Agaricomycetes; Russulales; Stereaceae.